Messenger RNA from Fusarium odoratissimum NRRL 54006, 120 nucleotides. RefSeq lists its product as uncharacterized. Bases 1 to 120 code for a protein of 39 amino acids. The record is from RefSeq and is a predicted model, not a curated record. Lineage: Eukaryota; Fungi; Ascomycota; Sordariomycetes; Hypocreales; Nectriaceae. The transcript has a single exon.
AUGGAGCCUGCCAGGAAGAAUAAAGAGGUUAUCGAGACUGGAUGGAUUGCCUCCAGAGGUCUGGAUUGGCAAAUCAGGACCGGCUCCAAUCUGCAAAAGGCUGCUUGGGACGCUAAGUAA